AUGCCAUCAACUAUCAGCAAUGUGGUCCCCUACCAUCCCAACGAGUACAUCCAGACCGCGCUGACGGGCAACAAAGUGUCACGGAAGGCGACAAUUCUGGGUUCACAGAACAUCAUCUUGGGCGGCAAAUGCGUGAUACAGCAGGGCACCAUCAUUCGUGGGGACCUCAAGAGGAUAGCACCGCCAUCGACUGCCUCAGCGACGACCGGAGUCCAAGCGCAGCAGGCACAAUCAGUAACCAUCAUGAUCGGGAGAUACUGUCUGCUGGCGGAAUCGAGCGUGGUCAGGCCACCAUACAAAACAUACAAAGGGAUUUUCUCCUACUAUCCCAUGAAGAUAGGCGAUCAUGUUUCAGUUGGAGCUAACACGGUGCUCGAGGCAGCAUCAGUAGGCGCACACGUCGAGAUCGGCGCCAACUGUCUCGUCGGACGCUUCGUCAUUAUCAAAGACUGCGCACGCAUCUUGGAUGGCAGCGUAGUAGCGCCCAACACUGUUGUUCCCUCCUUCUCCAUCUUCGGAGGUAGCCCAGCCAGACUGGUGGGCGAGCUGCCCGAGACUUUCUCUGAGAGCUGCGAAGCCAAGAUGAAGGACUUCUAUCAACGCUUCAGACCGGCGAACGAGCGUUGA
Ustilago hordei is the source of this 627-nucleotide messenger RNA. RefSeq names its product putative dynactin Arp1 p25 subunit RO12. The coding region runs from base 1 to 627 and encodes 208 amino acids. NCBI's taxonomy places the organism in Eukaryota, Fungi, Basidiomycota, Ustilaginomycetes, Ustilaginales, Ustilaginaceae. The record is from RefSeq and is a predicted model, not a curated record. The transcript has 2 exons.